GCUCUCAGAAGCUGCCCGCUGUGCGGUGGACCGUCCCUCCUCCUUGGCAGCUGCGGGUGCUGCACAACCGACGCUGCUGCCGCUGGCCCGCCCGCGCCCAGCAUGGGGCCCGUCCCGCGCACCCUGGAGCUCUUCUACGACGUGCUGUCCCCCUACUCCUGGCUGGGCUUCGAGGUCCUAUGCAGGUACCAGCACCUCUGGAACGUCCAGCUGCAGUUGCGGCCCUGCCUCUUUAAGGAGAUCUUGAAAGAAAGUGGAAACAAACCGCCCCUGGUUCCUCGCAAAGCCCAGUACAUGGCCAGUGACCUUCGACUCCUGAAACAGCAUUUCCAGGUUCCCAUCCACAUGCCCAAGGAUUUCUUUCCUACCGUUCUUCGCAAAGGAAGUGUAUCUGCCAUGCACUUCCUCACCGCUGUGAACAUGGAGCAGCCAGAGAUGCUAGAGAAGGUGUCCAGGGAGCUGUGGAUGCGCAUCUGGUCCCGGGAUGAAGACAUCACGGAGCCCGGGAGCAUCCUGGCUGCUGCAGAAAAGGCAGGUUUGGCUGCAGAGCAAGCUCGAGGCCUUCUGGAGAAGAUCUCCACAGCACCGGUGAAGAACCAGCUCCGAGAGACCAUCGAGGCAGCCUGCAAAUAUGGGGCCUUUGGGGUGCCCGUCACUGUGGUCCACAUGGAUGGCCAAACCCACAUGUUGUUUGGCUCUGACCGUUUGGAGUUGCUGGCUCACCUGCUGGGAGAGAAGUGGAUGGGUCCAGCCCCUCCAGGUGUAAGUGCCCAGAUUUAGAUUGAGGGGAGGAAGCGGACUGUUGGUUUCAACAACCAGGCCAUCUGUUUAUGCCCUUGUUCCUCUUCCUUCUUCUCUUCCUCCUCCGGUGGAGGUGGAGCGCUGGAACUUGGGUGUCUCCAUCUGGUGAGAUUCCCUUGUUGGCCUUAGGACUGUUACCGUCCAUGUAAGCCGAGGAAUGCUGGGGAUGCGGGAGGGGGAUGCAGCAGCUGUCCACUUCUUCUGUGUCUCACGACUGCCUUUGGCCAAGCCCUAAAUUGUGCUUUUCCUCAAAAUAAACCUGAUGCCGCUAGUCAAAA
Jaculus jaculus (lesser Egyptian jerboa) is the source of this 1079-nucleotide messenger RNA. Its product is annotated as glutathione S-transferase kappa 1-like. The record is from RefSeq and is a predicted model, not a curated record. The coding region runs from base 103 to 780 and encodes 225 amino acids. Gene Ontology annotation, biological process: glutathione metabolic process. Lineage: Eukaryota; Metazoa; Chordata; Mammalia; Rodentia; Dipodidae. Gene Ontology annotation, molecular function: glutathione transferase activity; glutathione peroxidase activity. Gene Ontology annotation, cellular component: mitochondrion; peroxisome. The transcript is spliced from 8 exons.